GCCAUCCGAGACGUCUAGAGCGAAUUGAAGCUACAAUCAAUCUCGAGAUAGAUCUCUUGAAAACAACCACCUAAACACCCAUCUAUCUAGUGCACGGCAACUGCCUACCUCUGUCAAGAUGGCUGGCGUAGAGCACUACCGCAUGUCGUUGGACCCGGCUAUCCAGAAGCUGGGGAACAUGACCACGAACCGCCACAAGUAUUUCCGAUGGACUCCGCGAACCGCCCGCAUCACCUUCAUGUACGCCGUCGUCGUGCCGGCCAUCCUCGGCACAAUCGCAUACACCACCGACGGAAAGUACGACUUUCGAGUGAAGAGGAAGGGAGACUUGAUUAGUGAGUUCUAAGAAAAGAAUUCGCGUGGGAGAAGCUUGGACAGCUGUAUAUAGGGCUAGGCGAAACUACCGCAAUUGAACGAGGACUUUGACCAAUGAACACUUCUCAGUACCUCUACUUUUCAAGAGUACAAUGUCGAAGUUGAUCUUGAAAAUGAAUAUCGAGAGGGUUCUAGUGCCUAACGUUAUGGUAUACUCUUCAAUGGAAGCUCCAGGUUGUGAUAUAUAUGAUAUGCGAACGACAACUCCUGAAAGACCCGCCACUUGUCCUCUUCAGCAUAUUUCAUUCAGACAUCUCUCAAAAAUAUAUUCUAAUCAUCAAUAAGAGCGUACCUUCUCCUCUG
This is a messenger RNA of Daldinia loculata, 678 nucleotides long. RefSeq names its product NADH:ubiquinone oxidoreductase 6.6kD subunit. The record is from RefSeq and is a predicted model, not a curated record. Lineage: Eukaryota; Fungi; Ascomycota; Sordariomycetes; Xylariales; Hypoxylaceae. Bases 119 to 346 code for a protein of 75 amino acids. The transcript has 4 exons.